Molecule: messenger RNA, 219 nt
Organism: Monascus purpureus
Lineage: Eukaryota; Fungi; Ascomycota; Eurotiomycetes; Eurotiales; Aspergillaceae
Source: the annotation of a GenBank genome assembly
AUGGCCUACAAUUGCAACUUGGCUGUCAUCACACAGUCUGACACAAGUAAUUUCGUGUGCUCAUGGAGCAAGGCUGACCGAGCCAAGGGAUCUGAUAACCAAAUACAUCAAUCCAUCGAUGUUAUCCUCUACCCCAAGCAGAGCGUGGAUUCAACCGAUUCUCGUUUCACCGGGCCCGACAAUGGUGGCAGCUGUGCAGUUUGCUAUGACGAGGACUAA